AUGGCUGAUAAAGAACAAAUUGCAAUGCCUUAUUUAAAUUUUACAUUUCAGAAUAUGUAGAAUAUUAAAUAUAGCGAACAUUUGACUCCUUAAAAACAUAGAUCCAUGGAAUAAUUAUUAAAAUCCCCCGGGAUUCAAGAAUUAGUCAAAGAUUCUAUUAAAUCAGUUUUAAAUAAUCCAAACCAUAUAACAUAAUAUCGAUAUGAAAACCAUGAGAGAUCUGAAAGUCCAAUGCCUUCAUCUUAAUUACCAAAACUUGAGAGAUACAACAAUACGAAUGUGUUGAAGCAGAUUCAUCAUCUUAAAUAAAAGAAGAAUGCCAAUUCUCCAAAAUCAUAUAAAAAAUCUUACAAUCUUCAUCAAAAGUUUAAGUAGGGUCGAUUCUUAUAGAUGUUUCCAUAAGUUGAUGGUUAGAAUACCCUAAAUAUACAAUCGAAGCCCAUCCAUGUGAUAAAAAGAAUUAAGCUAUAGGAGGCAUUUCUAAAUAAUUCUAUGGAUGCUAGAGCAGAGAGAGAUAUAAUUGAAAAGUUAAAAUAAAAGAUGGAAUCGGACAAACAAAACAGAUUAAAUGAAAUUGAAACAGUAAAGGCUUUGAAAUUGAUAGAACCUCGUAAAAAUUCUUAAAUGCUUAAAACAUCUCGAAAUUCUAAAUUUGAAAAUAUGUCGAAUGUAUCUGGAAUGACUUAGUCAUAAUUAAUACCUUAAUUAACUGGUCCUGUUAUACUGUAACCAUUAUAAUAGUAACAAUAACAAUAAUAAUAAUAAUAAGGGACUAAAUAAAAAAAAAAAAAAUAAAAAAAAUUUGAUGGAAUAUAUUUUAUAGAUCCAAAAUAUCCUUAAGAUGUUGUAUUCUAAGAAAAAUAUGCUUCGAUGAGACACUAUUUUAAUAUUUUGAAUCUUUCAAAUUGUAUAUUUGUUUAACCAACAGUAAAUAUUUAUAAGGCAUAUGUUGGGAAAGGGAAUAACGGAGUGUUGGUUAGAUAAAUUUUAAAAUCUCGAUGGUGGUGGAGUAUACAAGAUGAAAUGGAAUAAUGUCAUUUUGUAUGGACUCAAUUAAAGGUGAAUUCGAUUCAUGAGAAUAUGAAAUCAUUGAAUAGAAAUCCCAAUGAAUAAAAUACAUGUUAGAGUGCUUCCUCUUCAAUUACAACAAUAGGUUCAAUGGGACUAAAUAAAUAAGAUGAUUAAAGUGAUAACGAAUAACAAAUUAAAAAUAAUAAAAUAGUGAAUUCACAAUGGAGCAAGUUUUUAUCAAAUAAUGAGAUUAGAUAAUAUAGUCAGAUAUUGAAUGGUUAGGGAAGAGCCUCGAAACUAUUAACUUUAGAAUAAGCACAGAAUAUAAAGAUAAAAUUAUCUAUUUACAAUGAGCCAAUAAAAGUUCAUAAUCAUUUGGAAAAUAAUUUUCAUUUGGGUAAUAAGAAAGCUCUUUUUUACAAUAUGAAGGCUUAUUAUGAAUCAUAAAACAUUAAUGUCUUUGACAAUUUACCAGUCACUUAUCACAUCAAGAGCUUAGAUGGUCCAGAAUAUAAAUAAUUUUUGGAUGCCUACAGAGAGAGAUAAUAAUUAAUAAAUACUGAACAGGAAAAACGAAGAAACAUUUGGAUAAUCAAACCUGGAGAAAUUACAAAUAGAGGGAAUGGAAUAAAGAUUUCUGAAGAUUUGAAUGAAAUAUAAGAAAUGCACAAGAAUGGGAGUUACAAGACAUUUAUUGUUUAAUUGUAUAUUGAUCGACCAUUACUUUAUAAUAAAAGAAAAUUUGAUAUUAGAUGUUACAGUUUAUAUGUCUCUGUUAAUGGAAACCAAAAAGGUUAUUGGUAUACUGAAGGUUAUGUUAGAACAUCAAGUAAGGAAUUCUCUAUGAAAAAUUUGACAAACAAAAUGAUUCAUCUCACUAACGAUGCUGUAUAAAAGAAAGGAGAGGAUUAUGGAAAAUAUGAAAAAGGGAAUAAAGUCAGUUUUGAAGAGUUCGCUGUAUAUAUUGAGAAUUUAGGAGGAGAUUUUACAAAAAUUUAUUAAAAAAUGAAAUAAAUGGCAACUGAUUAAUUUAGAGCAGUUUAUGGUAAAAUGGAUUAGAAUAAGAAAGAGAACACUUUCGAAAUAUUUGGGUUAGAUUUUAUGAUUGAUGAUACAUUUAAAGUAUUAAUGAUCGAAGCCAAUACUAAUCCAUCUAUUGAGAUCUGCUGUCCACUACUGUCCAAAUUGAUUCCUCAAAUGUUGGAUAAUGCAUUCAAGAUAUCCUUAGAUCCAAUAUUUCCACCACCCAAUUUUUACAAUCCUAAGAAGAUAGUGUGUGAUAAUUAUCUUGAGAAUAAGUUUGAAUUGGUUUUUGAUGAAGUAACCGAUGCACCUCUCUUAAAUCAAAGUUAACAAAAUUAUGAUAUUGGCCUUAUUGAAGAAGAAUCUGAAGAAGAAGAAGAACCUUAAUGA
Molecule: messenger RNA, 2424 nt
Organism: Paramecium tetraurelia
Lineage: Eukaryota; Ciliophora; Oligohymenophorea; Peniculida; Parameciidae
Exons: 8
Biological process (GO): protein modification process
Source: RefSeq, a predicted model, not a curated record